AUGCGUUGCGCCAGCCUUGUGUCGGGCCUGCUCGUCGCCCGCGCAGCAGCACAACUCGCGACGUUCAAGCAGUGCGACGUCCGCGUCGAAGCCCUGGAACGCGGCGGCGGCUGCCUCGCCGUCGACGCGGCCGCAAUCAACGCCACGCUCGCGCCGCCCGAGGGCACGACGGCCUGCGACGACAGCGCGACCUGGACGGACGGCACGAACGGCUGCGCCCAGUAUGAGGCCGCCGCGGCGCGCGGCGACGACUGGUGCGACGAGUUCGGGGCGCUCGGCGCCGCAACCGAGUGCUGCGUCUGCGGCGGCGGGCGAACGAGAGCCUUCAAAUACAAAGUAGGUGACGCGGUCGUGGUCCGGAAUGCUCGCGCGCCGCUCGACGGCGUUGUGGACGCGGUGAGACCGGCGGCCGGCUUCGCCUACGACGUGAAAGUGACCGCGCGCUUCCGGAAGCCGGCAAUCUACCGUGUGAAGAGCGAGAGCGACCUGCAGCCCGGCCGGCGCCCGCGGAACGGCCUGCUCCUGCAGCCCUGUGCCUCAUCGCCAUCACUCCGCUGGCGGCUCGAUAUAGAGGGCGACGACGCGGUCCUAGCACACGCGGAAACCAACACAACAGUCGGCGACGCUGUAGACGGAGGGCGCUCGGACUCGCUGCGGUACGCGGACGAAACGAGCACGCCGCUUACGUUCCGCAAGCUCGGCCGCUGGGACGUCUACGAGAUCUCGCGGGAGAGUUCUGUGAGGGAGUGCCUCGUCGGCGGGAAGUUUGGGAAGCCGGCCCUCGAGCAAGCGACGUGGGAGGCCUGCGGCGGGCCGAACGACGGCUUACCCUCUCGGUUGUGGCGUAUUCGAUGCGACGCCGGGGACGAGGGGGACGGGGCGCUCGUGGAGCGCAUCGAUGCGCUGCUGGCGCGGCCGGACGCGUCGACGCUACCGCCCUGGGAAGUCUUGGGCGUGGCCCGGAACGCCGAGCCUGCCGCCGUGAAGGGCGCCUUCCGGGAGCUGUCGCGGCUCCUACAUCCCGAUAAAAGGUCCUGGCUCGGCCGCAAGAUUCCCGGAGAGAAACUUGUCAGGGCCUGUGUGGAAACCGUCGUGUCGACCCCCACGCCAUCGACGCGACGCCUGCUCGAUGGCGCGGGGUUGCGCCUGACGCACUGGUUGAUUUCCACGCAGGUGAGAGCGGACGCGCUCUUCGCGACGGCGCAAAAGGCCUACGAUGGGCUCAAGAGCGGCGACGCCAAGGCGCGCGAGAAGUUCCGGUUGGACGCGGAGAAGGCCGAGCGCCUCUUUGGGACGUCGCAAGAUGUCUUGGAGUUAUCGCCCGAGGACGUGCUUGUUGAUGAGAAUGGCGCGCCGCGCGUGCGGCCCCAAGACAAAACGGUGGCGUGGGUCGUCGUGCUGUACAACCCGUCGUGCAUGAUGUCCCGAGCGGUCGCACCCCUCAUAGAGCUCGCGGCCGCCCAGAGCGUCGAGACCCGCUUCGCGGCGUUCGCGUCUGUGUGGAAAUCAACCAGUGAGUUAGGAUACCUCUACGCCAUCGAGCUGACGCGGUCACGGCGACAGCGUCGCGUCGAUGGCCUGGAAACUCCACGCCGUCGAGCAGACGCAGCUACGGAGACAACAUCGCGUCGAUGGCGUGAGGCGCCCGAAAUUUAAUUUCCACACAGGUUCGCCUGCGGCGGGCACGGCUCCGAGAAGGUCGAGUUCGAGCGCAAGGGCUUCGCGGCCGUCUUCGAGGACCCGAUCUGCCAGGCGCUCGAGCCGGGCUUCAGCGAGUCGCCGAGGAUAGCGGCUGCGGCCGGCGCCGGCGACGGUCCAGCGCCGCGGCUCGUCUCGUUCGGGCGCGUGGCGGCGCCGGACCUGCCGGACCGCCUCCUAGCAUACGCCACGAGGGCCGCGGCCCACGUCAAGGUCGCGGGCUCCAUCGACCGCACGGACGACGUCGACGAAUGGCAUGCUCAAGGCGGACUGCGCGUGGCGCUGUACCUCGAUGCGAGGCCCGACGCGGACAAGGCCGCGGCGGCGGCCGCGGAGGCCGCGGUGGCGGCUCGGGCGCGAGGUCUCCGCGCCGCGGGUGCUCGGAUCCUCGUGGCGGCCUGCUUUGGGUCGGAGGGCUGCGGCGCGCAGGACGUCCGGUUUGCGCCGAUGCUCCGCGUCUACGUUUCCGACGACGACGCCGCGGGUCAAAGUUUACUGGACGAGCCGCUCGUGGAUGCCAGAGAUGCGGCCAUCGCCGUAAGCGCGCUGGAGCGGACCCUAUUGGCCCUCCUUGGGCCGUCGGACGCCGUCGCCGUCGACGGCGACGACCAGACGUCAUAUGAUGAGCCCGCGGAACUUCAGGGCGGCGGCUCCUGCGCCGGCGCGUCGUCGUCGUCGGCGCCGCGCGACGGCCUCGCGCCACCCGAAGCCCCGCGCCUCGAUGGCCCGCGCACGGUGCCGCCGCGGCCGCAGCUCCCGGCUCGCGAGGCGCCGCUCUCGCGACGGGGCGGGAACUCGCAGCUGUAUGGCGGGGCGCGGAGCGGUGGCGGGGGAUUGAUUGGGGGGUGA
Pelagomonas calceolata is the source of this 2547-nucleotide messenger RNA. The record is from the annotation of a GenBank genome assembly. Lineage: Eukaryota; Pelagophyceae; Pelagomonadales; Pelagomonadaceae.